This is a messenger RNA of Acanthocheilonema viteae, 837 nucleotides long. Lineage: Eukaryota; Metazoa; Nematoda; Chromadorea; Rhabditida; Onchocercidae. The record is from the annotation of a GenBank genome assembly.
AUGCUUUAUCCAAAUGGUACUGUUUGGGUCAAUUAUAGAGUUCGCGUGAAAGGACCAUGCAUCAUGGAUUUGUCAAAUUUUCCAAUGGAUGUGCAAACUUGCAAUUUAAUUUAUGAAAGUUUUAACUAUAAUAAUCAAGAAGUACGAAUGCGUUGGAUUAAUUCAAAUCCUGUUUAUGCUGUCAAUGAAAUAUUACUACCGGAUUUCAUUUUAAUUAAUAUUACACCAAUACUUAGGAUAGAGAAAUAUCCGGCUGGAAUGUGGGAUGAAUUGCAUGUGAAUUUUACAUUCGAAAGGCGUUGCGUAUGGUAUUUUAUGCAAGCAUAUGUUCCCACUUAUCUUACCAUUUUUAUCAGUUGGGUAUCAUUUUCAUUGGGACCACGAGCAAUACCUGCCCGAACAAUGCUUGGUGUUAAUGCUUUGCUAGCAAUGAUAUUUCAGUUUGGCAAUAUUAUGCGAAAUUUGCCGAGAGUAUCAUAUAUCAAAGCUAUCGAUGUAUGGAUGCUAGUCUCAAUGACUUUCAUAUUCUCAUCAUUAAUUGAGCUAGCAAUAAUCGGUUCAAAGGUGAAAAAUAUGGAAAGUGGUCAAAGACCAAGAAAGCCGCAUUGUAAAAAUAUCGAAGGAGUAGAAUCAAGCCCAAAAGGCGUUUGCGAAUUCGAGAAAAGGUUUAUGUUUCCGGUGGAAGGAUUUGAAUUGAAGUGGUGUCGAUCACGCUGGAAAUCUACUUCUUGGACACCGGAUCGUAUAGAUCGUUUAUCAAGCAUCAUGUUUCCUGCAUUUUUUGCAUGCUUUAAUGCAAGUUCACGAGAUAAUUUCAACUUAGUUAACUUUAGCUAG